Quercus lobata is the source of this 454-nucleotide messenger RNA. Its product is annotated as phototropin-2-like. NCBI's taxonomy places the organism in Eukaryota, Viridiplantae, Streptophyta, Magnoliopsida, Fagales, Fagaceae. Gene Ontology annotation, molecular function: protein kinase activity; ATP binding. Bases 111 to 428 code for a protein of 105 amino acids. The record is from RefSeq and is a predicted model, not a curated record. Gene Ontology annotation, biological process: protein phosphorylation. The transcript is spliced from 4 exons.
CAUUUGAGUAUACUGAUGUCUCUUUAUCUCCUCAGACUUCUACACACGUUUGUUUGAUAACAGACUUUUGCCCUGGAGGAGAAUUGUUUGCCUUGCUUGACAAGCAGCCAAUGAAACUUUUUAAAGAGGAAUCUGCAAGGUUCUAUGCAGCAGAAGUUGUCAUUGGCUUGGAGUAUCUCCAUUGUUUAGGAAUAAUUUAUCGUGACCUGAAGCCUGAAAAUAUCUUGCUCCAGAAGGAUGGGCAUGCCAUGCUAACUGACUUUGAUUUAUCAUUUAUGACAUCAUGUGAACCACAAAUUAUAAAGCAUCCCCUACCCAGUAAUAGGAGGAGAUCCAGGAGUCAACCACCACCAACAUUUUUUGCAGAACCUGUCACACAGUCGAACUCUUUUGUUGGAACUGAAGAAUAUAUUGCUCCUGUAUGGUGAAUCUUUAGUCAUGCUAAGUUUUAAUU